Messenger RNA from Danio aesculapii, 4779 nucleotides. RefSeq names its product EH-domain containing 2a (gene ehd2a). The transcript is spliced from 8 exons. NCBI's taxonomy places the organism in Eukaryota, Metazoa, Chordata, Actinopteri, Cypriniformes, Danionidae. Gene Ontology annotation, molecular function: calcium ion binding; GTP binding; protein binding. Gene Ontology annotation, biological process: endosomal transport; endocytosis. Gene Ontology annotation, cellular component: cytoplasm; plasma membrane. Bases 305 to 1945 code for a protein of 546 amino acids. The record is from RefSeq and is a predicted model, not a curated record.
AUGCAAAAGGACUUCUGUACAUCACUACCCUCAAAAACUAGUUAUAAUAUCUGAAAGGAAUGCAUCAACAUGCAAUGUGUGCGGUUUUACUAAGAAAGAAUAAAUGAUGUGGUAGAGUAAAGAACAGCUGUUGUUGCAUCAGUGAAGGAAAUCUCAGCUGGACCUAAACAGGCAAAUCUGAGAGAGUCCUGAGAAAGUGUGACCUCCUCCCUUCUGUUCUAGAUGUGUCUGGAGUAACCAUUAAGAGCAGAUCUGUUGGCUCAAUAAUACCGUCAAAGAAAUCUCUGUAGAACUCCUCUGCCCAAUGUCUGCCAAAGCAAUGAAGAACAGGGGUGGUAAAUGUCUGAAGGCGGUUCAUACAGUAACCGAGACUUUGAAAAUCCUCUAUCGGCAAAAACUGCUCCCACUGGAGAAGUACUAUGGUUUCUCCGAUUUCCACUCAUCAAGCCUUGAAGAUGCAGACUUUGACAACAAACCCAUGAUACUGGUGUUGGGCCAGUGCUCUACAGGCAAGACCACUUUUAUCAGGUAUCUUCUUGAACAGGAGUAUCCUGGAAGCCGAGUUGGCCCAGAACCGACAACCGACAGUUUCACAGCAAUAAUGCAUGGAGAGAUGGAGGGAAUUAUUCAUGGCAAUGCUUUAACUGUAGAUCCCAACAAGCCUUUCCGCAAACUCGGCCCAUUUGGAACAACUUUCCUCAAUCGAUUCCAGUGUGUACAUCUGCCCAAUCGGGUCCUAGAGAGCAUCAGCAUCAUCGACACACCAGGGAUCCUGUCAGUGGCCAAACGCAAAAUGAACAGAGGUUAUGACUUUCCUUCAGUUAUCCGCUGGUUUGCAGAGCAUGUUGACCGCAUCAUCCUCCUGUGUGAUGCACACAAGCUGGAGAUUUCCGAUGAGUUUUCUCGCACUAUAAUGGCAUUACGAGGCAAUGAGGACAAGCUCCGAGUGGUGCUCAACAAGGCCGACAUGGUGGACUCGCAGGAGCUGAUGCGGGUCUACGGCGCCCUCAUGUGGUCUCUCGGGAAGGUCUUCUGCACCCCAGAGGUCCUGAGGGUCUACAUCGGCUCCUUCUGGACCUCUCCGAUGCGAAUCACAGACAACCGCAAACUGUUUGAGCGAGAGGAGGGAGAUCUUUUUGCAGACCUUCGGAACCUGCCAAGAAACUCUGCCUUGAGAAAACUCAAUGAUCUGGUGAAACGAGCACGCCUCGUGAAGGCCCAUUCUUAUAUCAUCAGCUGUCUAAAAGAAGAGAUGCCUGUUGUUUUCUGCAGAGGAAAGAAGCGGCGAGAUCUAAUCUAUGACCUUCCCACCAUCUAUUCCAGAAUCCAACAGCGCCAUCAGAUUUCACCAGGAGAUUUUCCUGACUGUGCCAAGAUGCAGGAGCGACUCAUGAGUCACAACUUCAAGUUUAAAGGCCUCAAGCCUAAGCUCUUGGCUGGGUUGGAUGAGCUCCUAAACACUGACAUUGCCAAGCUGAUGCCUCUAUUACGCCAAGAAGAAGAAGAAGCAGCUGAUCAUCUUUUAAUACAAGGAGGACCUUUAGAGUCUCAAAGGGGCCCAUUUAUUGUGGGGAACCCGUUUCAUCACUCUGGAUCCAAUGGAGAAAUCAAUCAGGUGUCAAAUGAAGAAUGGGUGGUGUCAAAAGAUAAAGCAAAGUUCGACGAGAUCUUCUACAACCUCUCGCCUCAUGAGGGAAAGCUGAGUGGGACUAAAGUGAAGGAGUGGAUGUUGCGCACUCGACUGCCCAGCUCGGUCCUGGGACGAAUCUGGAAGCUGGCGGACGUGGAUUGUGAUGGUAAGUUGGACGAUGAAGAGUUUGCUUUGGCCGGUCAUCUCAUUGAGGUAAAGUUGGAAGGGUUUGGGCUUCCUCAUGAGCUGCCCACACAUCUGCUGCCACCGUCUAAAAGACACCGCAAGAACUCUAAGAUUACAGGUGAUGAUUAGUCUGCAUGUCCUAAUGUUUAUAAGGACAGUGUUUAUUCAACAUGCAAGUCAUGAAUAAUACUAAUCACUCCUGUUAUGCUUAACAUUACCUAUAUCUUACAAUGAUUGGAUGAUUAAAUCCUCUGUAGACAGAAAUGGUCUCAAGAGGCAACUUGUUUUGAUAGUUCUCUUUGCCCUUGGGAAGGGAACAGCUUAUCCAUACUUAAACAUGAUUGGCUGGUUGUAGAAAUGCCCUCAAUGUUAUUAUGAGACAUGCAAAUGUCAAAACCUAAAGGGUUAGUUCACCCAAAAAUGAGAAUUCUGUAAAUUUAUUCUGCAAAUAUUGGGGUGCUGUGUAGUUUACGAAAUCCUGCUAGAUUUGACAUCACGCUGCUUUGUUUACUGCAGUAACAAAGGCAACAUGGUAAUGCCUGCUGUUUUAUAGGCGCCACCUGCUGGAUUAACAUUAUAGGAUUAGUUUUGUACUAUCAGUAUUUAGUAAAUAUACUGAAAGUUAAAAUCACCAGUGAUCCUGGUUGAAAUCUAAGGUGUCGAAGAGCUUAAAAAUGUUUGGAAAGAGUCUUACAAAGGUCUUUAAAGACAUUACAUUUCAUUAUCUGAUUCCUGUAUAUGUAUUUCAUAAAUGUAUAUCUGUUUAUAAUGGGUCUUGAGACACCUAAAGUCGUCUGUCCACAACCUCUUAAAACACACUUGGGACACGUAUAUAUAUUAAUUUCUGCAGUAUAUACCCAGAUGUAAGGAGACACUGCUCGCUGCAGAGCCAUUUGAGCUCCAGGAAGGGGGAGCAUGAGCUCUCGCUCCUCCUCCUGUAAGCUAUUUUAAUGCGUACACCCACCCCACCCCUAACCUCAACCCCCAGUGACAUCACUCAUAGAAGAAGUGCAAGAAAGGAGGAGCUGGAGCUCAAGCUCCCUCUUCCUGGAGGUCAGCUCUGCCCAAGUGGUGCUCACUGCAUGGGGGGAUGUAAGUGCAAUUCUUUUGCUUAUAUUUUAUAUUUCAGCGAGGGUAAUGAUGGACUAUAAAUGCACAGGUAAAUGUUGACCUCGUUGACCUAAUCACGACAGGGUAUAUAUUGAACUAGCCUACAUGUACAUAAAAUUGUAAAUACACAUAACACCAUUCGAAUAUAGACAUGUACAGAUGUAUACAAGCGUAUAUCAAUGCAUUUUAGGACAUGUUGUACAUUUAUUUUGCCGGGGAGAGGACUUUACCUUUAGACCAACAGUAUACAGCUUUUGUGCCGUCCUGCCAUGAACCCCUUUGACCGGGGAGAGGAGGUUGCAUCCGACCAAUGUUUGCUGGGUAAAUUAGAGAGCUCACUCACCUCCAAGAAGGGUCCAGAGACAUUCAAAGUCAUUGUCAAAACAUUUCAUGUGACUUCAGUGGCUCAACCAAAUUCACACAAAGCACCAAGAAAACUUUUGUGUGCCAAAAAACUAAAAAUGCACCUUUAUUUUCUCUUUCAUGACAGGUCUGAGUGCAUCCGUAUGACUUAUUGCCAUUUAUGCUGGCUUCACAUUAAGUGAACUUAGGUAUUUGCAAAUGACUUACAAAAGCCAAUUCAAAUGUGCGAAUAGAGGCAAAUUUCAACUGGGCAGCACGAAUCAUGAGGAAUGUGUGAUGUGUUUGCUGCAAACAUGCAGAAUUUAACAUGUCUUCCGCCCCAACAAAACAAAACUGCAGAAAAAUCAUGUGAGGUCAAAAACAUCCCAUGAGUGAUGCAGUGUGCGUGUUUUAAUGUGAUUUCAUGAUUUAAGUCAACAGCACAAUACACACGCCAUCAUAUAUCUCUAAUUAAGCACACACCAUAAUCUGACAUGGAAGUCCAGGCCUGCAUCCAACGGUUUUGUAUUUUUUCUGGACGUUGAACAUCUUGGUGCCCUUUUGGUUUAUUUGCUAAUAAGUUACUGAGCUAAAAUUGUAGUUUUUGUGUGUUUAUUUGGACUAAAUGCUGUAGCAAAAAAGAGUUUCAUUUAAUGAUUUUCGGCAUGUGUGGAACGGUUCAAAAUUCAAAUUUACACAAGUUUGAAAAAAAGUAAGUUGAAUCAAAAUAACUGUACAAGUCACUGCAACUCACAUUACAUUAAACUGACAUCUGAAUUUUGUUCAGCCAACAUACAUUCGUUCAUUUUCUUGUCUGCUUAGUCCCUUUAUUAAUCAGGGGUUGCCACAGUGGAAUGAACUGCCAACUUAUCCAGCACAUGUUUUAUGCAGCGGAUGCCCUUCCAGCUGCAACCCAUCACUGGGAAACAUCCAUACACACUCAUUCACACACUAACACUACGGACAAUUUAGCCUACCUAAUUCACCUGUAAUGCACGUCUUUGGACUUGUGGGGGAAACCGGAGCACCCGGAGGAAACCCACGCGACCAUGGGGAGAACAUGCUAACUCCACACAGAAAUGCCAAAUGCCAACUUAACCAGCCGGGGCUCACACUUUCUUGCUGUGAGACGAUUGUGCUACCCACUGCGCCAUCGUGCUGCCCUGUUCAGCCAACAAAUUAUUUUGAUUGGUUAAGUAAUAUAACAUAUAGCUGUGAAUUUUUGAUCAUGCAGUUUUUGCAAUAUACGCGUGUUUGAUUCAGGGUUGUUUGGAGUCGACUCAGACUAUUAUUUCUGACCCUGUUUUGAUGUAAAAUAAAUGGAGCUGAAGAGUCAGUUGUCCAAGACUAGGAGGAGUCUAGUUAUUAUUAUUAUAUUAAUUAUUAUAUUAUUAUAAGUCACCUUGUAAUUAAAAACUACUGUAACGAGAUCAAUGUGAAUCUGUUGCCUAAUUUUACAUUUAGGGAAAUUCACGAGCAGCAGCUGGUGUCAAAUAAUUAUAAUGCAUAAU